AAGAAAGAAAAGCUUCUUCUCAUUACCAAAUCCUUUUUGCGCCACACUGCUCUCUGAACUGAACUUUCACCUUUCCCUUCCUUGCAAUCCAUCUUUCACGUGCUUCUUGUCCGUGUUUUUUUAUACUAUGCGUACAGUAUAUGUGACUUGCAGUAAAUAAUAAAUUUUCACUUUUUUCUUCGUAUUUCUUGAUCUAUCCGAAUGCUGGCAGAUCUGGGUCCGGAAUUCUACUUUCAAUCUCGGGAUUGAUCCGAAUUUUGAGGGGGGUUUUGGCGGGUUUCGAUCUCCAGUGCAUUGGAGCUCAAGGUGAGUUAAAGGGCACGGCUGAAAUUCUUGAAGUGAAAGUUCUUUAGCUGGGACUCGAACUGCUGAAGAAUUUUGCAGUUGAAGAAUUCUGGGUUUUAAUUCUAGGGUUUAGUUGAGCUGUGAUUCAUUUGGUAUUUGAGCUCCACAGUUAAGGGCUUUGCAUUUGAUUAUUUGUGGUUUCGGCUUUCUUGGUAUGUAUUUGGAAUCCAUUGUUACCUUUAGUUUGGAAAUCUGUUAAUGAAUGGUUGCCCAUAUGGUGGAGAUGUUGACAUUGAAUUUGGCUGCCUCAUUGGGCGAGAGAUAUAUAUACACGGGUUAAGUUCGUACAAGCGAAAGUUUAGUUAGGUCGUUUGUUCAUGAGGCACGGCAGAGCACUUUGAUUAUUACCAAUUAUUGGUUUUGUUGGGCUUUGGAUACUGAGAUGCCUCCUUCACCAUCAAUGAGACGUUCCCCUGGAAGGGCAGAGCCCAAGGCAGUAAAUCACAAGAGAGGUCACAGCGUAGAAAGUCGGGCAGUUUUCAAGGAGAAAGACGAUGAUGAUCUUGCGCUGUUCAACGAGGUGCAAAGCAGAGAAAGGGAUCAUUUCUUGCUUGAUGCCAAGGAUGAAUUUGAAGACAUAUGCUCAACUAGACUUAGAUGCUUUUCGGAGUAUAAGCGCGGGAUAUCCAUCCCUGCUCGGGGAGAGAGCAGCGAAUUGCUCAAUGAUGAGGGAAACAAGAAUGAUUAUGACUGGUUAUUAACUCCACCAGACACUCCUCUUUUUCCUUCACUGGAUGAUGACGAGAUACCACCACCGGUUAAUGUUUCCCAGAGGGGAAGGCCUCGAAGUCAACCCAUAUCAAUCUCUAGAUCAUCCACCAUGGAGAUGAGCCAUAGAAGUAGCAGAGGUAGUGCGAGUCCAGGCCGCCUAAGCCCUUCUCCUCGGUCUUCCAAUAAUAGUUAUAAUGCAGCGAAUCAUCUGAUAACAAGAGGAAGGACAUCAUCUCCCUCUCCUACUAGGAACAAAAAACUCUCAAGUCCUCCUCCUCCAACUUCAUCUGCUCUAACUCCCAGAAGACUGAGCACAGGCUCCAGUGGCAGGUUGAGGGGUACAUCCCCUGUUAAGUCGAAUAGAGGAAACUCGGCAUCUCCAAAGAUUAGGGCAUGGCAAUCUAAUUUGCUUCCUGGGUUUUCCAUGGAGGCACCUCCUAACCUUCGCACUUCCUUGGCAGACCGACCAACAUCUUAUGUUAGGGGAUCCUCACCAGCAUCAGGAAAUGGAUCCAGGUCUGGCAGAAAAUCGUCAAUGUCCCCUGUUAGAAGUGUCAGUUCUACGUAUAGUCAUGACCGGGAUCGUGUGAGCUCAUAUGGUAAAUGUUCAGUUGCAUCAUCCGGCGAUGAUGACACGGAAUCUUUACAAUCAACCCCUGCAAGCAGUUUAGACCCUUUGGGUCCAAGAAGUUUUGGGGGGACAUUCCAACAUAAUAAAGCUCUGGGUUCAAAGAAGAAGAUGACUAGAAUAACUUCUUCCAGUUCUGCUCCAAAGAGGUCCAUUGACAUGACACUUCGACAAAUGGAUCAGAGGAAAAGUCCACAUAAUAUGUUCAGGCCGCUGUUAUCAAGUGUACCUAGUUCAACGUUCUAUUCAGGCAAAGCAAGUGGCGCGCGUCGUUCCCUUGGAUCUCUACACUCUUCGGUCACAACCAGCAGUAAUGCUAGCUCCGAUCAAGGCAUCUGUAUUGCACAUGACACCGAAGCAAGCGAGCAAAAUCAGGACAUAAAUAGCGAACAUGUACAGUCAUUGUUUCACGAUUCAGACAUAGUGUUUGCCCUAGAUAAUGGUGUUGACGCUCUAGACAAUUUAGAUCUUGGUAAUCAAAAUGUUGUGCCACCUAGCAGCAGCCUGCUUGACAAACUAGAUGGUCCCCUUGCUGUUGAUUCUGGGUCAGUUGCUGAUGAAGGUUUCAGUACAAACACUGCAAAUUCUGAAGUAUUGACCCAAUUCGAAGCUCUCAUAGUUUGCUCGAAAUGCAGCAAGAAGUAUUCUCCUACAAAACCUGUUGAAGAAGAUCCCAAACUCUGUCCAGACUGCAAAAGUUUGGAAGCACAACAAGUUUUGAGCAGUCCAAUGACUAGAAUUUUGGUCGUCGCUGAUUCUCCGGGAGUUUUGGCUGGUCACAAUGAACAACAGGCUUAUAGUUACUGUGAAAAUCAGAGCGAUGUGCCAGGCUGGGACUUGACUUCAAAUAAGUCCAUUGAUCAAACACCAUUGCAACCAAGUUACUGUUCUAGUGCCACUGCUAAUGUUGCAGAGGGUGCAGGCAUUUCUCUGCUGCUGAAAAGGUGUGGCAGUGGCAAAGGGCAUAUUGUUCAAAACAGGACAGUUAGUGCCACUAGCAUAGCAUAUGAUGAUUUGUCGUAUGUACGCGACAGUGUGAGCAGCCUGAGAAGCUCUUUUGGGCAUGGCAGUGCAUCUGCUUCAUCAUCUUCAGUUGACAUCGGGUCAACUAGGCAAAUGGAGACCGGCAUUCAGCGGCAAUCCAGUGGCAGGAGGAAACCAGAGGCAGAAAGCUAUCGGAAUGAAGUCGAAGCAAACUUGUUGUUAUUGAGUAAUAAAGAUAGUAAGGGCGAAAGUAUUUGUAGAAUCCCUUUGGAACCCACGAGUCACAUGACAAUUAUCCAUGCAGAGGAAACUUCGGCCGCAAAUUUUGACUCUACUUUUUCUGAAAAUGGUGACAUAUUAACUAACUCAGUUCAUUCGUUAGACAUGGAUCCUUCUUGCAUGGAAUCUGUGCCAUCAACUGUUAAAGAAGAUGUGCCAAAUUAUUGCGUUGACAACUUGCAUGACACUGAAAUUCCUGAGGAAGACUGUUUUGAUGCAAAAUGUGGAGUGGAAAUUCAGAAUGAUGAUAUCCGCUCUCAUCAUUUGCAGUCUGAUGGUAGUUCAGGGAGCAGUAGACAUGACGUGAAGGGGUGUGCUUUACAUGCAGCGAAUGGCGAAGAAAUUGGAGAUCCUGUUGAAACAGAUGCUUGUCACAGAUACGAGGAAUCGACUGUUGUCAUAGAGGGACAUUCAGGUGUCAAAACAAGAAGCUUGACAUUAGAAGAAGCAACGGAUACAAUACUGUUUUGCAGCUCUCUUGUCCACAAUCUGGCAUAUAAGGCUGCCGAUAUAGCAAUUAGCAAGGAAAGUUCGUCCCAGCCUACUCUCACGGUAGUUGGCAAAGCCAGCCCAGAUAGAAGGGGGGACCUGUGGAGCAGAACCUCGGCGAGGCGCAACUCCAGGCCUUCUCAAAAAGGGAAACCAAAGGUGAUUGAACCUGAAUCACAACCCCCUCCAAACAACACCGAUUGUGAUGAGAAAACCGAGAAAUCGGGUGCUCAUGUUGUGGGGGUGGGUCCCACUAAGGACGACGCCUUGAAGCCUCCUCCUCCUCCUCCCCCUCCAAAACAGGAAUCGAAAUGCAACUGCACAAUCAUGUGAGUCUUCAAUUCACACCAUUCUUGCACAGCUCAAAGGGUGCUCGGCAUAGAGUUUGAUUUGGCAAUUGCUUUUUUUUGUUCCCUUUCUUUUUCCCACUCUUUUGUUGGUUCAAAUUGAAUUUAAAGAUAUGAUUCAGUAACAUAAUCAUUGUAAAGUUUUAAAUUCUUGUUAGGCUGAUAAAUAGCAAGGUGUUCC
This is a messenger RNA of Cuscuta campestris, 3964 nucleotides long. Lineage: Eukaryota; Viridiplantae; Streptophyta; Magnoliopsida; Solanales; Convolvulaceae. The record is from the annotation of a GenBank genome assembly.